Messenger RNA from Chaetomium fimeti, 1866 nucleotides. Its product is annotated as phosphatase 2C-like domain-containing protein. Gene Ontology annotation, molecular function: cation binding; [pyruvate dehydrogenase (acetyl-transferring)]-phosphatase activity. Gene Ontology annotation, biological process: protein dephosphorylation. The coding region runs from base 1 to 1866 and encodes 621 amino acids. Gene Ontology annotation, cellular component: mitochondrion. The record is from RefSeq and is a predicted model, not a curated record. Lineage: Eukaryota; Fungi; Ascomycota; Sordariomycetes; Sordariales; Chaetomiaceae. The transcript has a single exon.
AUGGGCUAUGUCGCGACCUUUUUUCAAGUCCACCGGAAAAUACACACAAGAAGCGCUAGCAUGUCGGUAUGCGCAUUACAAGCCGCCGGAUUGCGACGGCCCCUCCGAGCCCCGGCCCCGGCCCCGGCGCGAACAUCGGCAACGGCUCUCCGGAUUGUGACGGACCUUCGCGGCGGGCACAGACAGUCAUUAGUAGGGAGCCAAUUCUUCAAGCGGAGCUUCCACAACUACUUCGUGACCCACCUCCCUUCGUCAUCACUACACCCGGACUCCCGGUCGUCAGCCGGUCCGGGCCACAAACUACCCAGGUCCGCCUCAACACCCCACACCCCGGCGCCGGGGUCCGCUCCGGCCGUGGCCCCUCCGAACAUGCCCAGCCGCGACCUGACCGUCGUCCGAAUACCUCUCCGGAGCGCCAAGCACCACUUCGGCGUCUCCGAAUCCCGCGGACAGCGCUGCUACAACGAGGACACAAACCAGGCCGGGACAAUUCGGAUCCCCGCCUUCGCGAAGAGGGUGCCCGUCAGUUUGGUGCGCCACCAGGCCGCAAGAACCGCCGGGGAGGGCACCAGCGCCGACAGCGCCCUGGGGGAUCCGCAGAUCUUCUACUUCGGCGUCUUCGAUGGCCACGGCGGUAGCGAGUGCAGCCAAUUCCUACGGGAGGAGCUGCACGGGUAUAUCGAGGAGGCCGCUGCCGAGUUUGGGUUAGAGAGCAGUCUCAAGAGGGAGCCCGGGGCGCCCGAUUCAAUGAGAGAUCCUGAGACCGUGUUCGGCCAGCGGGAUCCCGCGCCACAAUUCGCGGGCGAGAACCAAAACCAAGAGGCCGCGGCCGACACCAACUCGGAAGCGUCCCGGCUACAAUCCGACCUCCUCGCCGAAUACAAGCGCACAAUCGGCGGUUACUUCCGCCGCUUCCGCCCCAACUACUUUACCGCCCCAAUGGCGCCGCGCGACCCGUCCUUUUCGCUAUCCGAUCCCUCCUCCUCCUCCCUAUCCGAGCCCUCGCAUUCCUCUCGACAACCCCCCCAAUCCUCUCUAGCAGCAUCCCUCGAAUCAGUCCUCACCUACGCCUUCCUCCGCGCCGACCUCGACUUCGUCACCGCCCAAGCCCGCAAGCCCGACCCCGACGACCCCUACGUCUCCGACAUCCCCCUCAACGAGGACGAAAUCCUCGGCUCCCCACACCUCCCCCCCUCCGGCCACGGCAUCGGCGGCCCAGCCCGCUUCAAAGGCGGCUCGACCGCCUCCGUCGCGCUCAUCUCCACGCCCACCCCCUCCCCCUUCUGGCACCCGGCCGCGCACUCCACCCUGGUCGUCGCGCACGUCGGCGACACCCGAAUCCUGCUCUGCGAGACGGCCACCGGCCGCCCCUACCCGCUCACCUCGGACCACCACCCCUCCUCGCCCGCCGAAUCCCGCCGCCUGCGCCGCUACGUCACCGACUCGGUCGUGACCGACUCCUUCGGCGAGGAGCGCAUCCAGGGCCUCGCCAACAGCCGCGCCUUCGGCGACAUGCAGAGCAAGCGCAUCGGUGUCUCCGCCGAGCCCGACGUUGCGCGGCUGGCGCUGCGCCCCGCCGAGUUUUCGUUCCUCGUGUUGAUGAGCGAUGGGGUUAGUGGGUCGCUGGGGGAUCAGGAGAUCGUGGAUGUGGUCAAGGAGGCGGCGACGCCGGAGGAGGGGGCGAGGCGCGUGGUGGAGUAUGCCACGGAGGUGUCGGCGGAUGGGGAUAAUGCGACGUGUCUUGUGGUGAGGCUGGGCGGGUGGGAGAGGAGGAGUGAGGGCGGGGUGGGGAGUUUGGGGACGAGGGAGGUUAGGGAGAUGAGGAGGGCUGAGGCGGCGGAUCCGAGGAGGAGGGGGCGGCGGUGA